AUGGUAUAUAGAACCCCAACGUAGAACCUCCCCCCCAUCCUCCCUGAUUCUCUUUCCUUCCCUGUCCGAGUGAAUCCUCCUUCCCUCUCGUCCUUCAUCGUCCGCCCCCUCAUCCCGGACAGGACAGACAAAGAUGGCUUUCCCCAGCCGUCUCCUCCCUUGGCUCGCAGCCAUCUUCUUCUUCAUCGCCCAAUGCCAGGCCAAAACCGUGACCUAUGACUGGAACGUCACUUGGGUGACCGCCAAUCCAGAUGGCCUGGCCGAGCGUCAAAUUGUCGGCAUCAACAAUCAAUGGCCCCUGCCCAUCAUCGAAGUCGACAAGGGCGACCGCCUCGUGGUAAACAUGUACAACGGACUUGGUGACAAGAGCGCCUCGAUCCACUUCCACGGCAUGUAUCAAACCAACACAACGGAAAUGGACGGCCCAUCCAUGGUGACCCAAUGUCCCGUUCCGCCGGGCAGCUCCAUCACGUACAACUUCACCGUUAACCAGAACGGCACGUACUGGUACCACUGCCACACGGACUACUGCUACCCCGACGGCUAUCGCCAGGCCUUUAUCGUGCAUGACAACUCCUCCUACUUCGCCGACAAGUAUGACGAGGACCUCACCAUCACCAUGACAGACUGGUAUCAUGAACUGACCGAGACCAUCGCCCCGACCUUCAUCACCGUCGACAACCCCACUGGCGCUGAGCCCAUCCCAGAUUCCUUCCUCUUCAACGACACUCUCAACACCAAGGUCCCCGUCGAAGCAGGCAAAACUUACCUCUUCCGCCUCAUCAACAUCGGCGCCUUCGUCGCCCAAUACUUCUACAUAGAAGACCACACCAUGCGCAUCGUCGAAAUCGACGGCAUCUACACGGAUGAGGCGGAAGCAGAUAUCCUCUACAUCUCCGCCGCGCAGCGCUACACCGUUCUGGUGACGAUGAAAAACUCUACGGAGAAAAACUACCCCAUCGUCAUGCUCGAGUACAACUCCAGCGCUGCGUUCGAGCAAGCGGUAAUGACCGUCUCCGACCCCGCAGACCUCAAUCCCUACGACGACAUGUCCCUCGUCCCUAAUGACAGAAUGCCCCUCCUCGAGUCCCCAGACCUCUCGCUCGAACUCACUGUCACUAUGCAAGUCCUCGACGACGGCGCCGACUACGCCUUCCUCAACGACAUCUCCUACACCGCUCCCAAAGUUCCCGCCCUCUACACCGUCAUGUCCGCGGGAGACCAAGCCACAGAUGCGACAGUGUACGGCGACUACACGCACUCGGUCGUGCUAGAGGAGAACCAAAUCGUGGAAAUCAUCCUCAACAACGGGGAUACGGGAACUCACCCGUUCCAUCUUCACGGCCAUGCCUUCCAGAUGAUUGAUCGGUACCCGCCGUAUGGGCCUCAUUUCUAUGACUAUGCAGAUGGUGAUCCGAUCACGUACAAUGCUUCUAACCACACUGCGUUCCCGGAGUACCCGCCCCGGAGAGAUACCUUUGUGCUUCCGCCGCAGGGAUACUUCGUUGUGCGCUUCAAGGCCGAUAACCCCGGUGUGUGGUUCUUCCAUUGCCAUAUUGAUUGGCACUUGGCGCAGGGUUUGGCUAUGGUGUUUAUUGAGGCGCCGAAGGCGAUUCAGAGUAGGGUUACUAUCCCUCAGCAGCAUUAUGAUGUUUGUGAGGCUGCGGGUGUCCCUACGGCGGGUAAUGCGGCCGCUAAUACCGAGGAUUAUACCGAUCUUACCGGCCAGAAUAAGCAGGUUGCGUGGUUGCCUGGCGGUUUCACGGCUAGGGGUAUUGUGGCGUUGGUGUUCUCGUGUGUGAGUGCGUUCCUGGGUAUGGGUAUGAUUGCGUUCUAUGGAUUGUCGGAUAUUAAGAAGGGUGGGGGACAGGUGCAAACUAGGAGGGAGGAGGUGAGAGAGCAUGAGGAUUAG
Aspergillus welwitschiae is the source of this 1912-nucleotide messenger RNA. Its product is annotated as Cupredoxin. The record is from RefSeq and is a predicted model, not a curated record. Gene Ontology annotation, biological process: reductive iron assimilation; cellular response to iron ion starvation. Lineage: Eukaryota; Fungi; Ascomycota; Eurotiomycetes; Eurotiales; Aspergillaceae. Gene Ontology annotation, cellular component: high-affinity iron permease complex. The coding region runs from base 134 to 1912 and encodes 592 amino acids. The transcript has 2 exons. Gene Ontology annotation, molecular function: copper ion binding; ferroxidase activity.